Messenger RNA from Rotaria sordida, 435 nucleotides. The record is from the annotation of a GenBank genome assembly. NCBI's taxonomy places the organism in Eukaryota, Metazoa, Rotifera, Eurotatoria, Philodinida, Philodinidae.
AUGAACGAACAGAUGAACCAUUAUUAUGCUUUCGAAAUUUUAGAAAAAGAAGUACCACAAGUACGUGUUUUAUUGAAAGGUGCAAAUAAUGAUAUUAAACGAAUGCAAGAAAAGAAAAAAAUUAAUGAUGAGGUUUAUUUGUUAGAUAUAAUGAAGUUCUUAUCAGUGAAUGAUAAUUAUUUGGUUCCUGAAUGGUUUAAAUUAUAUCAAAUUUUAACAACUUUACCUAUUGGAUCUAAUGAAUGCAAACGAAGUUUCAGUGCACUGAAACGAAUUAAAAUCAAACUACGAAAUAAUCUCUCAUAUACAGUGUUAGAAACGGCUGUGAAAUUUAGCAUAUUAAAACCGGAUGUUACUGAUGAUGAUGAUUUAGAUAAUAAUAACGAAGAAAAUAUCGAUCAACUGGAUAGCAAGAUCAUUGGAUGUUUCAUCUAA